Messenger RNA from Gorilla gorilla gorilla (western lowland gorilla), 1091 nucleotides. RefSeq names its product small integral membrane protein 32 (gene SMIM32). The record is from RefSeq and is a predicted model, not a curated record. Bases 5 to 316 code for a protein of 103 amino acids. The transcript has a single exon. NCBI's taxonomy places the organism in Eukaryota, Metazoa, Chordata, Mammalia, Primates, Hominidae.
GGCCAUGUACGGCGACAUAUUCAACGCCACGGGCGGCCCCGAGGCGGCGGUAGGCAGCGCGCUGGCCCCAGGAGCCACGGUCAAGGCAGAAGGCGCUUUGCCGCUGGAGCUGGCCACUGCGCGCGGUAUGAGGGACGGCGCGGCCACAAAGCCCGACCUGCCCACCUACCUGCUGCUCUUCUUCCUGCUGCUGCUCUCGGUGGCGCUCGUCGUUCUCUUCAUCGGUUGCCAGCUGCGCCAUUCGGCCUUCGCCGCGCUGCCCCACGACCGCUCGCUGCGCGACGCCCGCGCGCCCUGGAAGACGCGGCCGGUGUAGCUUAGGACUGAGCCACGGCCGCCGGGCGCCCCGUCCCGACCUAGCCAAGAGCAGCCAGCUUGAGCAUGGUAGGGAGGGCAUGACGCCGGAGAUUGCUGGCCCCUGGGAACACUGCGCCCUGACCCUAAGACCCUUCCUGAACUAGAGUGGCAACCCGAGAGGAAAGGGAGACCGAGGCGUCGGGAGCCUGUGUAGGGUCUCGAUCCCAGUACCUGUAGGUACCGUGAUUCUGAUCCCCUGGCCAAAUCUUUCUUCCUCUGGACAGAGGGUCCAGUCGGGAAACCUUCCCCAAAGACGGCGGUCGGGUCGGGAAACCUUCCUGAAGGACGGCGGUCCGGUCGGAAACCUUACUGAAAGACGGCGCGCCAGCCCCGGGCGCAGGAGGCUUGCUCGCCGCCUGCUGACUUCCUUACUUUGCACACGGAAGGGGCAGGAACCGCGAGCGUGCAACUAGCCUGGAGCUACCUGUCUGGACUCGCAGGCCCUGUGGCUGUUUCCCACAGCUGCUACGGCCUCUCUUGCUCCUUGACACCGAGGAGGACCCCACUAGGAUCCGAGCGUCGUGAACUCACCUGAACUUUGGAAGGUUGGCACUGGGGGGCCGCAUCCCCCUGGGAAAUGACUGAACGCGGGGUUUCAGUGGGUCCCGCCUGGGUCUAAGGACCCAGUUUCUUCUGUGAGCACGGGCAGUGGGAGGCCGGUGGAAAGGCGCAGGGGCCCACCUACGCGUCUCACAUCUUCAGGGGCGCAUUUCUACAAUAAAAACUCACCCAAU